Ectocarpus sp. CCAP 1310/34 is the source of this 453-nucleotide messenger RNA. Lineage: Eukaryota; Phaeophyceae; Ectocarpales; Ectocarpaceae. The record is from the annotation of a GenBank genome assembly.
AUGCGGCGCAGGGGACACAUCUCUUUCGUAGGUGAAGAGACGCAAACUACUGUGGUUGGUUCGCUUAAUUCACUGUUGGGGGUGAAUCUAUCUGCCGUGGGACAAGUCGACGCCCUCGCCGCCAAGCGACUAGAAGACAUGACCAUGGAGGAGCAUCCUCAGCUAGGCCGCGCCGAAAAGGCCCUGCCGUUUUUGCUAAGAUUUGCAGUGGACUCGCACCUGGAUUGCUCUGGGGAAAGCAUCGCUGACUGGCUGGCGCCCGCAGAUGGAGACGUGCGGCUGAAGGAGCGGUUGUUGAGCCCUGGGUGGGCUUCGAGAGCCGUGGAAGAGAUGAAAAAGUGGUUGGCCGAUGGGGAUGAGGGGGUGAGUGUGGCGCCAAUAUCCAGCACUCUCGCCGAUCUUCCGCUGCUGCUGCUGCUGCAACCAAAUCUCUCUCGCUUCCUUCGCCGAUAG